AUGGCGAAAAAAACAUGUAUUAUUACUAUAGUGGUGGCAUUAUGCUUAGUGGUAGGUGCCGGCUUAGGUGUUCUAAUUUGGUGGUUAGUUAGUGCUGACAGUCUUUUCCAUACAAUACGCUUAGAAGGUGACGGUAUUGGUGAUGUUGAUUACACAGCAGCUUUUACAAGAGUCAAUGGACAGGGUGAUAUGUUUUGGUGGUUCUAUCCGACUCUUACUAGUUCUUCGCGUCAAGCAACGUCUCGCCCUCUAUUGAUGUGGUUACAUGGAGCUACUGGAUUAUCACCCAGCUUCUUAGCCAACUUCGGCAUGUUUGGUCCGUACAAUGUUAACCUGAACAGAAAUAAUGAAUCGUGGGUGAACGAUUAUAAUAUACUUCUCGUUGACGCUCCACUGGGUACAGGUUUUAGCGUAAAAAGCUCCGACGAUACAAAUGACAAUAUUGACCAAAACGUUGAACAUUUGUUGAGAACAAUACAAUCAUUUUUUGAGGUACAUGAAGAGUACAGAGAAGCGCCGCUUUAUAUAUGUGGGCAUGCAGAUGGUUCUCAGUUAGCUAUUCCACUGGCGGUAAAGCUUUAUGGAGAAGACGGUAUUACAAAUAAUUUCAAAGGACUAAUUCUUGGAAAUCCUUUAGUUUCACCAUCUUUAGUAUUAACUAAACUCGGUUUUUAUUUGGAGGAGCUAGGCUACAUAGAUUCAGAUGGUCGAGUAAGAGUUGACAAUUACACGAAUGGUAUUCAAACAUUAGUUGCUUCAGAAUCGUACGAGCAAGCCUUCGGUUAUUUUACGUCACUUGAACAAUUUAUUAACGAAAACGCUGGAGCUGUGGCUGUGAACUUAAAUUAUAUUGUUGAAAAAUUAACGCGAGUUACAAACCGAGAUUAUUUUGGGGAAAGGAGCUAUCUUAACAGCAUGUUAAACGUAGACAUUGAUGUAAACGGUUUUAUGAAUACCGUGGUUGCUCCGGCAUUGGGAAUUUCAGGAGAAAAUUCGUACGACCGACAACGUGAUAUUGCCAUACAAGCUUUUAAUAACUCGUACAUGAAACCUAUUGUUGACCAAGUGGAACACAUUCUUGAAAAUACAAAUCUUACUGUUGCCAUCUACAACGGUAAUCUUGACGCCGUAUCAAACACACCAGGUCAGCUGGAAUGGGUCAACAAUCUCAGAUGGUCCGGACAAGCUCAAUUCUUGAAUGCAUCAAGACAGACCCUCGUUAUUAACGGCCUCGUUGAAGGCUACUUUAGGGAGUCAGAAAGACUGCGUUUUUAUUGGAUAAAUGUCGCCGGACAGUUGGUACCAUUAGAUAACUCGCUUGCUAUAAGGCGGGUACUCAACCGUAUCUUAACUUGAAACAAUAAUAAUGAAAAAAAAAUUUUUAUUACGAUUAAACUAUUUUAAAUUAUA
This is a messenger RNA of Melitaea cinxia (Glanville fritillary), 1410 nucleotides long. Its product is annotated as retinoid-inducible serine carboxypeptidase-like. Gene Ontology annotation, molecular function: serine-type carboxypeptidase activity. The record is from RefSeq and is a predicted model, not a curated record. The coding region runs from base 1 to 1356 and encodes 451 amino acids. Lineage: Eukaryota; Metazoa; Arthropoda; Insecta; Lepidoptera; Nymphalidae. The transcript has 9 exons. Gene Ontology annotation, biological process: proteolysis.